AUGCUGACAGGCGAUGCCGUGGGAAUCGCAAAAGAAACAGCGCGACAGCUUGGUCUUGGCACCAAUAUUUACAAUGCAGAACGCCUUGGAGUCACCGGCGCGGGCGAGAUGUCUGGUUCGGAGGUCAAUGAUUUUGUUGAAAACGCCGAUGGAUUCGCGGAGGUCUAUCCUCAGCACAAAUUCAGUGUUGUGCAGAUUCUCCAAAGCAGAGGAUACCUAGUGGCCAUGACUGGUGACGGUGUCAAUGAUGCUCCAUCCCUGAAGCAGGCCGACACCGGUAUUGCCGUCGAAGGCGCUUCGGACGCUGCUCGAUCUGCCGCCGAUAUCGUAUUUGUGGCUCCUGGUCUUUCUGCAAUUAUCGAUGCACUGAAAACAUCCCGUCAAAUCUUUCACCGCAUGUACGCAUAUGUGAUCUAUCGCAUUGCGCUUUCUCAACAUCUGAUGUGGUUCUUCGGGUUGUGGAUCGUGAUCAGGAAUGAAGUGCUGGAUCUGCGCCUGGUGGUUCUGCUAGCCAUAUUCGCCGACAUUGCCACACUGGCUAUCGCAUAUGAUAACGCCCCGUAUGCCCCUGAACCUGUCAAAUGGAAUCAACCGAAGUUGUGGGGCAUUGCCGUGAUCUUAGGAGGAGUUUUGGCUGCAGGAUCCUGGACUGCAUUCGGCACCAUGAUCGUUCGUGGCGAGGAUGGAGGUGUUGCUCAGAACUACGGAGCUCGUGAUCCAAUUCUGUUUCUCGAGAUUGCACUUACACAGAACUGGCUAAUUUUUAUCACGCGGCUCCAUGGAGGUUUCUGGGACUGGAGAAGCAGGCCAUCAAUCCAGUUAGUCGGUGCUGUGCUAGCAGUCGACAUCGCCGCCACGUUGAUGGUUAUAUUCGGCGCUUUUGUCAACAGAAACACACACGUGGUCACUGUCGUUCGAGUGUACGUCUUCUCCCUCGGUGUGACUCUCAUAUGCAGCCUGGUGUAUACAACUCUACAUAAAUCGAAAACGUUUGACAAUCUCAUGCACGGUCGCCUGCCAGGGGGCCGACGCCGCGAGAGGUCUUGGGAGGAUUUCAUGGUAUCAUUGCAACGGGUUUCUUCGCAGCAUGAGGAGAAGGAAAAGGCGCCAUGA
Molecule: messenger RNA, 1113 nt
Organism: Penicillium cosmopolitanum
Lineage: Eukaryota; Fungi; Ascomycota; Eurotiomycetes; Eurotiales; Aspergillaceae
Product: plasma membrane ATPase
Exons: 1
Coding region: 1-1113 (370 amino acids)
Biological process (GO): proton transmembrane transport; regulation of intracellular pH
Cellular component (GO): plasma membrane
Molecular function (GO): ATP binding; ATP hydrolysis activity; P-type proton-exporting transporter activity
Source: RefSeq, a predicted model, not a curated record